Capsella rubella is the source of this 1592-nucleotide messenger RNA. Its product is annotated as reticulon-like protein B18. The record is from RefSeq and is a predicted model, not a curated record. Lineage: Eukaryota; Viridiplantae; Streptophyta; Magnoliopsida; Brassicales; Brassicaceae. The coding region runs from base 138 to 1514 and encodes 458 amino acids. The transcript is spliced from 7 exons.
CAACAGACCCCAAAAAAAGAAGCUUAGCUUGUCGGAGCAAGAAUCCCCAAAUCUUAUCUUCAAGAACCCUAAUAAAUUCCCAGAGAUUCCUCUCAUUUAAUCACUCAGAUUCGAAAAAUCAUCCCUUUUUUCAGAUAAUGGACACUAUACCUCCUUCCCUCCGUUCGAACCCUAGAUCCGCAUCGCGUCUCGCUCGAAACAACAACACUCUCGUCAAAUCGCAUAUUCCAUCUCUCGAUUUGGUUGUCUCGUCUCCGAAGAGCAACGGUACUCCUUACCCAUCACCUAUUUCCCUCAAUUCACCAUCUUCUCCUGUCACUCUUCGCGAAAUCCUCCUCUUAUCUCCUUCUCCUCUCCGUAAAUCGAGAACCCGUUUGAGCAAUCGUUUUGAUAUGGAAGCUACGGAGGCUGCUGCGGUGGCACGGCGAUGUAGGACUAAGGGAGGGCAAAAUGGUCUUUCGGGUUGUGCCUCGCCGAGGAAUUGCCGGAGAUCGAGACGAAGGUCGGGGGUGAUGGUUGAAACGAAGGAAGAUAAUAAGGAACCUAUUGUUGGCUUGAUUGAUGAGAAAACUCAGACACCGAGAAAACAUAAGAAGACGGGUCGAUCUAAGAAGGAGAAGCAAAAUUCUGUUCCUGUGAUACCUUCUCCAUGCCAAUCUUCAAAUCUAAUAAAUAAAGAUGUUAGCCAAGGUGAUUUGGAGCGGAUUAGAGAGAAUAUAAGCGAUUUGAUCAUGUGGAGCGAUGUUGCAAAAUCAACACUCUGGUUCGGUUUCGGAUGUAUAUGUUUCAUGUCUUCUUGCUUUGCUGCUAAAGGAUUUAACUUUAGUGUUUUUUCAGCGAUCUCCUAUCUUGGACUCUUGUUUCUUGGGGUAUCGUUCCUGUCAAACACUCUUCGCCAAAGGGCAACCGAAGAAGCGCGGAGAGAGCUCAAGUUGAGUGAAGAGGAUGUCUUACGAAUAGCAAGACGAAUGCUUCCCAUCACCAAUUUAGCGAUUUCAAAGACGAGCGAGCUUUUCUCUGGCGAACCUGCAAUGACACUCAAGGUGGCACCUUUUGUUCUAAUGGGAGCUGAGUAUGGUUACCUCAUAACAUUGUGGAGGUUAUGUGCUUUUGGUUUCUUCCUAAGCUUCACAGUUCCAAAGCUAUAUUCAUGUUAUGCUAGUCAGAUUAAUCGUCAAGUUGAAAGUGCACAAAAGAGAAUAGUUGAAGCUUGGGGAAUUUGCACACACAAGAAGUUUGUGGCAGGCUCUGCAGUUACUGCAUUCUGGAACCUAACCAGUCUCAAGACCCGUUUCAUAGCAGUGUUUAUCAUAGUGGUUGUAAUCAGAUACAGACGGCAGAAUCUCCAGUUAGAUACCAUUGAAGUGGAGAAGCAUCAAGAAGUAACUCAUCAUGAGCAACUAAAAUCGCCGGAGGAAAAGUCACCUUCACCGCCGCGGCCAACAGAAGAAGAAGAGCAAGCGAUGGUGGUGGUUGUUGCAGAAACUGAAGCACCAAAGAAAGCUUUAGAUUAGUGUCUCUUCACGUUUUCAAAUUAGCUGUAUGACUUUUGUUACAUUAAUGUCUAAUAAAGGAUAAAUUAAUAGCUUUAA